UUAUCCUUGGCAUAGCAAUUUAAACUAUUUAGUUAGUAUUUGUGUGUUUCGUCGUUAAUAUAAAUAAUAAAACAUUCCUGCAAAUAUGAAUCUGAAAAGUCUAAGCCCCAAAAAACUAUUACCAUCAUCCCCAAAGAAAAACAGAUAUUUUAAUAAAGCUGCUAUGGUUUCUAAACUGGACAUAUCGUGGACUCCUUUACGAAACAAGUUUAUAACUUGGACCUACGACACUAUAAACUUGUACGAGAUCAAACCUACACAAGAGGCUCCUCAAAAUGCUAUUAAGAUAUCUAAGACCACCAGCGCGGACAUAAUAGCGUGCGUGAACAAUUUGCAUUACUUGAAGUGUUUAGACAUUCACCCUAAAUCCGAGAAAGAUUUGUUUCUCGCUUUGGGUUUCUCAAAUGGAAAAAUUCGAUUAUCCACGUUUGGGGAGCUUGAAUGGGACUCAAAAACUUUUUCGGGCAGGGAAUUGGUUCCAAAAUAUUCAAGGCAAUGCAACACUGUGGAGUUCAAUCCAGUAGAAAACAAUCUACUGGCCACGAGCUUCGAUAAAUAUAAACCAGAUCAUUGUAUCGCUAUUUGGGAUAUCAAUCAAGUACCAUCGUCAUGUGAAAUCAGUACUUUUCAAUCCGAAAAAGCUUCGCCAGGAACGGAUAACCCAAAACCUUUGUGGGAAUUUGGGAUGGCCGAACAUUGCCAGACUAUCGUAUGGUUUCAUAACAACUGCAAAAUUCUGGCGGCAGGGAUGAAUUUGAAACAUAUUAAGCUGUUUGACAUUCGUGAAUCGCCAAGAUUAGUAAGUACCACAUUAACCAAGGCAGCUUUUGGAAUAUGUGCCAAUCCAAAAGAUGAUAAAUACUUAGCUUCAUACUUUGAAAAUCAAGUAUUUAUUUGGGACACCAGAAACAUGGAGAAACCUAUUCAGGUUCUAACGCAGAACAGGCCCGUAGCGAAACUCGCCUGGAAUCCAAUCAAGAGUUGUAGGGUGACGUCUCUACUGAAAGACAGCGGUAUUUUCUACUUGUUUGACAUCGAGCACCCGAUAAUAGGAAGUGAACAGGUGGAACCAACGGUUCUGGAGAGGAUUGUUAAUCCUAAAUCGACAGGACCGUUGGCAUCUUUCUGUUGGCAUCCUACUGACGACAAUAGGAUCUUAAGUGUAGGGCCUGGAGAUAGAAAUAUAAUUAUCGAUCAUCAGCUGUAUGACAGGAUAACUGUCAAUUGCACCCCGUGGUUCCAAAUUGUAUGGUCUCACGGCAAAAAAGUGUUGAAAAGUUUAGACCACAGCACAGUUCCUGCAAUGCAGGAUAUAGCUGUCAAAAUGAAAGACAGAGCAAAAGAAGAAUACGGUUUAGCUGAAGAGUUAUGUAAGAACGCGAAUAUAGUGAAGAACGAUGAAGUACUCUCUAAUGUCUGGAAUUGGCUAGAUUUGUGUUUAAAAUUGGUCGAAGAGAACCAAAUAGUGCUGCCGGCAGGGUUUCCAUACAAACAUCCAGGAGUUAUGUACAUUUUGAAUAUAGACCCAGAUAGAAAUCCUUCAGAGACUGUCACCGUGUCAUGGAAUGAGUUGGGACAUGCCAAUUGUAGCGGAACCAUAAAAUAUUACAAACACGACGAUAGAAACAACGCUCUACUUCUAUGCAGCUGGCCAAUAGAACGGGACACUGACUCAUUGAGUACUAUCAUUUCCAGCCUAGAAAGAGCAGGAGCCUACACCAGAGCAGCCGCUUUGGCUGUUUUUAACCUCAAUGUCCCACUAGCCAUAGAAAUAUUAGGCAGAGCUCCAGCUAGUUUUAACUCAGCUAUGGUAAUCUUGGCGCUGUCUGGCUUUUCGGACGAUCCCAACAGCGUCUGGAAGAGAUUUUGCACUACUUCAAUCCAUUCACUGACCGAUCCUUACUUGAAGGCCAUGUUUGGGUUUUUGGCAGGUGACAAUAACUAUCACACUGUGUUGUAUGAGUCCGAUAUCACUGUAGACGAUAAGGUGGCAUUGGCUUGUGUUUACUUGGCUGAUAACAAAUUGAAGGAGUAUAUGAGCAGGCUGGCUAAAGAUUUGUGCAAGCAGGGGAAUUUGGAUGGACUGCUGCUUACAGGAAAUAGCCCUGAAGGAUUAAAGCUUCUGGAAAAAUACAAUAAUAAUACAGGGGAUAUUCAGUCUACUACCCUGAUAGCAGUUAGAGCCUUCCAUAAUGAGAUCAACUCUGUUGCAGUUCUCAAUUGGAUUUUAAAUUACAGAAAUUUGCUCAACACUUGGAAGCUCUGGUUUCAGAGGUGCGAUUUCGACAUAAUGGUGGCAAAAUACAAAAAAGACAAACCGCCACCGCAGAUCUACGUCUCUUGUAACUAUUGCGGGAAAAAUAUCUCGGCUCACAUGCGCAACCUGAGAACUCAGCAAUAUUCCAGGCUCAACGUUGCCGGUACAUCGAAUAAGUUAACUGCUUGUCCGCAUUGUCGCAAGCCACUGCCCCGAUGUACAGUGUGUUUGAUGAAUAUGGGCGAGCCCGUAGAUGACGAGGACUCGGACAAGCCCAGAUCUUUUGACAGCUGGUUCGCUUGGUGUCAGUAUUGUAGGCAUGGCGGACACGCCAAACACAUAACUAACUGGUUCGCAGAACACGUGGAAUGUCCACAAGUAGGAUGUACUUGCAGGUGUUUUAGGUUAGACCAAACGGCGUGCAAAAACUGACAUUAGACAGUUUUUUAAAGAGAAUUUUUAUUUGUAUAUACAUUUUGUUAGUUUGAAAUAGAAAAAACACUCUGUGAGUUUAAAUGAAUAUAACCAAGCAGAACCAUAGGAAAUCAGUAGGAAAAUACUGCGAUUUCAAGCGAUAUUUACCAUACUAUCGAAAAAAAAAACGACGUCAAGUAGCCGUUUUCAUAGACCGCUACGACGCCGUUUUUUUUUCUAUUACACGCUACAUUAUCUUACAUUUUGCUUGCGUGUGCUUAUUUAAUCUGCGAUUUCCAGUGAUACAUACCGUACUCUCGAAAAAAAAACGUCGGCCAGUAGCAAUUUUCGAUGACCACUAUGAUACCGUUUUUUUUUCGAUUAUCCGUUACAUUUUACACGUAUAUAAUUGUUUAACUUCACGGAGUCGUUCUGUAGAUUAAAUUUUAAGCCUAAAAAACAGACUGAUUAUUUUAAGUAAGCUCUAUUCAUAUUUUGUGUUAUUUUAUAAAAAAAAUAGUUGACAAACUUUUUAUUCAUAUUUUUAAGACACAACUACCUCUUAUUGUAUAAGUUUUUAGUGUAAUCGUUCGUUUUUUAUAACCAUUAGCGAAAAAAAAAUAGAUGAAAAAAAAAACAAUUUUUUUAGAGGAAAACAACAUAGUUUUAUUUUCCCUCGUAUAUAUUACACAGUAUGAAAAACUUUAUAUAAAAUUUAAGAUUUGCUUUUACGUGUAUUAUAAAUCAAAAAGACUGCGUGUUUGACAUAUAAACUACAAAUAAUCUAAUAAUAAUAACAAAAUACUAAAAACACAAAAAAAAUAAUUAUUUCAUUACAUCCGGUAUAAUACAAUGACCUAGAAGAUCU
Messenger RNA from Sitophilus oryzae (rice weevil), 3539 nucleotides. It is a transcript of the gene mio, whose product is annotated as GATOR complex protein MIOS. The record is from RefSeq and is a predicted model, not a curated record. The transcript is spliced from 13 exons. Lineage: Eukaryota; Metazoa; Arthropoda; Insecta; Coleoptera; Curculionidae. Gene Ontology annotation, biological process: positive regulation of TORC1 signaling; cellular response to amino acid starvation. The coding region runs from base 86 to 2689 and encodes 867 amino acids. Gene Ontology annotation, cellular component: cytoplasm. Gene Ontology annotation, molecular function: protein binding.